Momordica charantia (bitter melon) is the source of this 1866-nucleotide messenger RNA. RefSeq names its product O-Glycosyl hydrolases family 17 protein. Gene Ontology annotation, molecular function: hydrolase activity, hydrolyzing O-glycosyl compounds. NCBI's taxonomy places the organism in Eukaryota, Viridiplantae, Streptophyta, Magnoliopsida, Cucurbitales, Cucurbitaceae. Gene Ontology annotation, biological process: carbohydrate metabolic process. The record is from RefSeq and is a predicted model, not a curated record.
AUGAUUUUCUUCAUAUCCAUCAGUUCGCUUCUCCUUUACUCCUCAAGCGGUUACUCUGACUCCACCACCGCCUUUUGCCGUUUUUCUUACAGCUCCGCCACCGCCACCGCCACCGCCACCAUCGCCGCAGCUCUCCUGCACACCUCAGCUUCUUGAACUAUUGUUAGUAUUUUGGAGCCAAACAUCGAAUAAUCUCAAACAGAAAUGCUGGAGCGUAGGUUUGAAGCAGCCCUCCUCUGUUUGAUUCUACUUUUCCGUUCGUCUUUGGUGGUGGAAUCUGCCAUUGGAGUGAACUGGGGCACGAUUUCGUUCCACAAGCUGAAACCGUCCACCGUCGUCGGUCUCCUCAAGAGCAACCGGAUAGAGAAAGUGAAACUCUUUGAUGCAGAGCCGAGUGUGCUCAAGGCUUUAAUGGGUUCUGGGAUCCAGGUUAUGGUUGGAGUCCCUAACGAGAUGCUCGCUUCCUUGAGCUCAUCCGCGCUUGCCUCUGAUCUAUGGGUUCGCCAGAAUGUGUCUUCCUAUGUUGUUAAAGGGGGCGUCGAUAUCAGGUAUGUUGCAGUAGGAAAUGAGCCGUUUCUCACCAGUUACAAUGGUCAGUUUCAGUCAUACAUCAUGCCUGCUUUGCUCAAUCUUCAACAAUCUUUAGCAAAAGCAAAUCUUGCAAGCUAUGUGAAGUUAGUUGUCCCUUGUAAUGCUGAUGCAUAUGAGUCUUCACUUCCUUCCCAGGGAACAUUCAGGCCCGAAUUGACGCAAAUUAUGACUCAACUUGUGUCAUUCCUCAACUCAAAUGGUUCACCAUUUGUUGUGAAUAUAUAUCCGUUUUUAAGCCUCUAUGGCAACUCGGACUUCCCACAAGACUAUGCAUUUUUUGAAGGGACUACCCAUGCUGUUACAGAUGGAAGUAAUGUUUACUAUAAUGCAUUUGAUGGAAACUACGACACAUUAGUUGCAGCACUCACCAAACUUGGAUACGGACAGAUGCCAAUAGUUAUAGGGGAGGUGGGCUGGCCCACGGAUGGAGCCAUGGGUGCAAAUCUCACAGCUGCGAGAGUCUUCAACCAGGGCCUGAUUAAUCAAGUUCUAAAGAACAAAGGAACUCCUUUGAGGCCAGGGGUGCCUCCUGUAGACAUCUACCUUUUCAGCCUACUUGAUGAAGGGGCUAAGAGUGUACUUCCAGGGAAUUUUGAGAGGCACUGGGGUAUUUUUUCUUUUGAUGGCCAGGCAAAAUAUCCUUUAAACCUUGGUUUGGGCAACAAGGUACUGAAAAAUGCAAAGAAUGUGGAGUAUCUUCCCUCAAGAUGGUGCGUCGCCAAUCCGUUCAGGGAUCUAACUGAUGUCACUAAUCACAUAAGGCUAGCCUGCAGCGUUGCAGAUUGCUCAACGCUCAACUAUGGAGGAUCAUGCAAUGCAAUUGGCGCGAAGGGGAAUAUUUCAUAUGCAUUCAACAGCUACUAUCAGCUCCAGAUGCAGAAUGAGCAGAGCUGUGAGUUUGGUGGCCUUGGUAUGAUCACGUUCCUAGAUCCCUCCAUUGGCCAGUGUAGGUUCCUUGUUGGCGUCACCGACAACCGUUCGUUCAGUUCUCGACCAUCAAGUGGGUUGGCACUCAUCUGGGUAUCAAUAUUAUUCGUUUUUUGGACUUUGGCAUUGUGAAAAUACAAGUCUUUUAUUUUAGGGAAUUUUCCACGGUGCAUUGAAACUGAAUCUAUUAAGAUAUGGUUGAGGUUAUAGAUAGUAAACAAUAGGCAUUAGUGUUAGAACGUUAGCAUACUAUAGCAGAUCGUUGAAGGUUAUACUGGGUUAAGUAUUCAUUUCAUUGUUCUAGAACGCAAAGUUAACCCGCUUAAGCAUAUAUGUGUUAUUCAUUCA